Messenger RNA from Monascus purpureus, 507 nucleotides. The record is from the annotation of a GenBank genome assembly. NCBI's taxonomy places the organism in Eukaryota, Fungi, Ascomycota, Eurotiomycetes, Eurotiales, Aspergillaceae.
AUGUCCCUCCAAGAGAUUCAAUAUUUACGUCGGCGCCUUGAAGAGGAGCAACAAUUGCGAGAAAAGGAACAGCGACUCAGAGAACAAGCCCAACGGUCACAGAUCCAAGCAGAAGAACAACUGAAGCUGCAGACCCAAGAGACGACGCUCCCCGAAUUUCUUGAUGCCUGCCAUGUGCACCUAUUCCUCGGGCUAUCUAUUCAAAAAGACAGGGACUCGUCCACAAAAGGCGAUCCUGCAAACGCCGACCGUAAGCUCCGCCCGACCAAGGUUCGCGAGUGGACCAGCUUCCCGAGGGAGCAGGCUGGGAUAUGGGAAGAUUUGAUGGACACAGAUUUUGCGACAGAGCGUCAUUUUACGCCUUUAUUGGCACUGAAAGAAUAUGGGAAGGAGGCCCGGGAGAGGAUGGUGAGCUCCGAAUUGGAUUUGGGCUACUUUCAGAGACAGACCGUGGAGCACGACGGACGCUACACGCGAACCCCCGACUCCGACAAGUCUUCUGCUUGA